UCAAAACAGAUGAUCAAUGUGCUGCUGCUGCUCCUAUUACAUUUUCAGAGGAUGGUGAUGCAUCAUGGCUUCAACAGUCUGAAUCUGCUCAUUCAGUGGAGAAAGUAUAAUCUAGAUCCCUAGCAAAUAUUACAGUCACUGAGAAAGAUGAGAUGCAAUCCCUAAUCAAGGAGGAACAGCAUGUGGAUAUGCCUGCGAGAAUAGACACGCCAAUUUCGCCAGAAUGCAAUAUAAAUAACCAGCCUGGUCUUAAAGUGGACAUGGUGUUUGAUAAGGAGUGGAGCCAAAGCCUGUGGGGUGAUGGAGGGGCUUUCAAGGAGGAGGAUGACUCUUCAGGCCUGGUGGAUGAAGACACACAAGGUCCAUUGGCUAUCCAUCGGCUGUCGCCCUUUGCUUCCAACCCUGAGAUAACUUUAACAACUAAUACAGAGAUGCAGAUGUUAAGACCAUCUAGAAAAAGACAGUAUACAACUAGUGGCUUAAAUGAUUCCAGUGAUGACACAGAUCAUACACACAGUAAUGUGGAUGAUGCACCCAACCGCAUUCCCUCAAAUGACUCAGAUAGCAGUGAACCUCGACACUCCAUGGCCCAGAACCCGCAGGGAUUAACCCUUUCUCCUCUUAAAAGACAAGCCAAACAUUCAGGAACAAAACCUUCACUUCAAAUAAUGCCAUUGCAAAAAUGCAAAUCGUAUAACAAAAAACAGUAUUGCUUUUAUUGCUUCAAACCAUAUUCGAAAAUGGCAAGACAUCUAGAACUUGUCCAUUGCAAUGAAAUGGAGGUCGCAAAGGCAGUAUGUUUCCCAAAACGAUCCAAAGAAAGACAAAUCCAGUUAAACUUACUUAGAAAAAGGGGUAACUUUGCUCACAACGCGGAUGUGGUCAGAAAAGGAUAUGGGGAGAUGAUCGCCUGUUACCGACCAAAAGAAAGCAAAGAAGCUAAGGAUUUCAUUCAUUGCUGUCACUGCCAAGGCCUUUACAACAAGAGGAGCCUUUGGAAACAUGUGAGAAACUGCCCACUCAAACCCAAAAUGGAUGGUGAGUCCCAAGGCAGAAAGGGAGUCCGAUCCAUGUGUGCUCUUACCACGCCGGUGGGUUUGGAGAUUAGCGAUGGAAUGAAGAAAGUCCUACGCCAGAUGAAUUAUGAUGAAGUCUCCCGAAUUGUGCAGAGUGACAAAUGCAUCAUGCAACUGGGACAGCACAUGUUCAACAGGAUGGGUUCUGAUGUGGGCAAACAUGACUACAUAAGACAGAAGAUGAGAGAAGCUGGCAGACUCCUACUUGAAGCCAGGAAGAUCACCCCGAUUAAGGCAAUGGAGGAGAUGAUCAUACCGUCCAACUUUCCUCAUGUCAUAUCAGCAAUGAAGGUUGUGGCAGGGUACAAUGCAGAGAACAACUCCUUCCGCAUUCCUUCACUGGCUCUCAAACUUGGCCAUUCUAUACAGAAGAUCUGUAGUAUUGUUGAAAGCAAUUCUAUGAUGAAUGGAGACCACCAGCUUGCUGACUAUGCUCGGGAUUUCAGGAAGACACACCAGGCAAAGUGGAAUGAAUUCAUCUCUGCAGGUGCUAUUACUACAUUCAAAGAGGCAAAUUGGACUAUCCCACAGGUUAUUCCAUUAACCCAGGAGGAGAGAAGCGUAAGACAGGACGGGGCAUCGAGACAGGAGGAGGCGGCUCCUCCUGCUCCUGUCCUGCUCCAGAGGCGGAGCCUUCGCCAAAGCCAACGUGUCCCCCCUCACCCCCUUGGGUGUCCCUGAUGGUGCGGUUGGGUGUGUGUGUGUGUGUGUGUGUGUGUGUGUGUGUGUGUGUGUGUGUGUGUGUGGGGGGGG
Molecule: messenger RNA, 1829 nt
Organism: Esox lucius (northern pike)
Lineage: Eukaryota; Metazoa; Chordata; Actinopteri; Esociformes; Esocidae
Exons: 6
Coding region: 153-1757 (534 amino acids)
Source: RefSeq, a predicted model, not a curated record